This is a messenger RNA of Coccinella septempunctata (seven-spotted ladybird), 4474 nucleotides long. RefSeq lists its product as uncharacterized. The transcript is spliced from 2 exons. The record is from RefSeq and is a predicted model, not a curated record. The coding region runs from base 480 to 2930 and encodes 816 amino acids. Lineage: Eukaryota; Metazoa; Arthropoda; Insecta; Coleoptera; Coccinellidae.
AAGCAACAAAACGCGCAUCCAAACUCAACAUUCAAAAAGCUUUUAAGGUUAUGAACAUGGUUAUGAAACGAUAGUAUAGUUCCGUAGCUGCUCACCCUAGCGCUGCAAUCUCAUUUUGCAACACGACCUCUUGAGGCAUAGCCACAGAACACUAAUAUAGUCGAUACCGAUCUGUGAUCAAGCUGAAAUAUGCUUAACAUAAAACAUAACAAAAAUUCUUUGGACUGAAGCUCCUGAAAUACUGAAAAUGAACAAAAAUCUACCCCCGAUUUAAUUGGUGACAUUAGUUUUGUUGGUCCCGACCAAAUUGGUUUAUCAGCGCAUGCUCUGUGCUCAUGCGCAUUAUGCUCGUCUAUGCCUUAGCUUGGGUACACGUUUCUGAAUUGAAAUUGAUCUCAUUUCGCGUCUUCGAUUAGUGUAGGGUUGAGAUGUCGUCUGGCUUCGAAAGAACUUUGUGAAUUGGUGAGUUCUUGUGGAAGAUGGCAGAUAGCCGGCCGGCUAGAACAUCACAAGGAACUGAUAUGAUGGAAUUUCUACGCUUUCCAGACGCGAUCGAGUAUGAUCAGAUUGUAAAAAAUUGUAAUCGUCUUGCGAGGCCCAUUGGCAGCCGUUCGGUCACCAACAAAUGCUACGUUCUGCUUUGGAAAGCGACAUAUUUUGCAGCAUCGGUAUUUAUCGGUGUUCAGCAUGUACUUGAUACAUUAGAGGGAAUGAAAAACGAACCUGUGCCGUGUUUGGUGAUGUUAGCUGCUGAUGCCUUCAUAGAUGCUGAUAUGACAUUAAUCGUUGAAAGUUGUAAAGUGAGAGUUAUUCCAUAUAUUUUCAUUCCUAACAGAAAAGCAAUGCGAGAUGCUUUAAGUGUAGAAAAUGACGUUUUGGCGGUAUUGAUAGCCUUCAAUCAUGAUCCAGGAAUGCGAAGAGAAUUUGAGGAUUGUUUCGUCAGCAUAAGAUCACAAUGCUUCAGAAGUAAGAAGAAGCGAAGGCGUGUUCGUGGUACCCAUCCUCCAACAUCUGUAUCUGUACCACCUGAGAUUGGACCAAGGGGAGAAAUGCCACAACAGGUGACCACACAAGUAUCAACUAGGCCCUCGGGAGAAAUUAUUUCCCUAAUUCACGGACCUGAAAGCAGCUCAGAUUCUGACUGGAUUACAAUCAGUACCGAUAGCGACUCUGAAUCAGAACAAGAAAAAUCGAAGGAUUUCAGCGUUAAUGUGCCUGAUGAAAGUGGGAGCACCUUCCACGAGUACGUGCGAAUCCCUUCCCCUACGCCAGCACCAUCCCCUUCAGAAAUGGUUGCCCAUCAGAGGCCAGAAGUGCCUUCAUCUACAGUUGGAGGAACUUCCACAGCGUGCUCUAGCGAUGAAUCUGUCAGACCAGGCCCGAGUAGAGAAUUCUUGACGCCCCCAAUGAAACGUCGCCAACAUACUCCUCAUAAGCAAGCUACUUGGCCAAUAGCGUUACCUUAUGCGCCCAAAGAGGAUUUUGACGACGAGAAGAUUAGAAUGUACUUGCAAACAAUUUGUAGGAAGAAGAAGAAGUUACGACUUAGGACAAAAACUUCUGUUCCUCCUACCUGCACAAUGCCACAGUCCCCAUUAGCUCAGAAGUAUAUGCACAACUCUUCUCAACCUUCGACAUCGGGACAAUAUACCUCAGUCCCACAAACAACAUCUCAAGAAGAACCGAUUGAUGUCGAUGCGGAUGAUAUCUCUUUCCAGUGGACGAUGGAUGACCUUUCAUCUACUUCGAAUGAGCAAUUGAUCGAUCUCACUUCAAGUCCAAUUAACGAUUCUGAUAAAAUCCACGAAAUAAGCAGUAGUGACGAUGAUGUUUUGAUGAUUGAAGAAUCCUCAAAUAUUGGUAAUGACGGAGCUGCUGGUGAUGGGAAUAUAUGCUCUUUAAAUUCAUCCACAUCGUCCUCUUCAGCAUCUACGGCCACUCUAGAUAUGACAACUGGCGAAGAAGCGUAUUCAUCGAGGUACAGUGUGCAUCCAUCCGAGCCAUUUCUAGUAGGAGACUCUGCAGCAAAUCACCCUACUUUUGGCAUGAACGUGGAAUCUUCUCAUGGUCUAGGUGACUUUUGUAUUGGGCCAUCAUCCGCUCGAUCGAGCGAUACCCAAGCAAGUACUUCGUCAUCGUCUGGAGAUGUGAUUAAUCUUCAACCCUCAUCAUCUACAUUGUUUGCAUUCAGUGAUACACCAUCUAAUGCUUCCCUAUCUGGAGAAUCUUCUGCUGCACAUGCCACCCCUACGGAAUCUGUUCAUGAGAUGGCAGUUCCUUCUUCAUCUAGGGAUUUGAAUGAUGGCCCUAGUAGAUCUGUCGACUUGAUUAAUGCACAAGCUGGACCAUCCAGUGGUGUUGGAGAUGUACCAGCCGUUCCCUCAAAUUCUGGUGAAUUGGGCGACGCAGCAGCCGCUUCGUCUUCAUCACGUGCAGCCGGAGUUGGAGAUGGGGGGGGAAGUCGUCGCAUGGGAAUGUCGCACCCUUCAGCUUUUGGAGAUGUUGGCAUUGGUGAUGGUUAUACCUGGCCCAUACGUUCGUACAAUCGUAAUACACGCAGAAGAAUUCCUCAUAGAGUUACUGGUACUGGAGAAGGUGGUCCAUCUCCUUUCAUGCCAACAACAUUCAGUUUCAUAUUUGCUCCACGUAUAGUGUAUACUGCCGCAGCUACAGAAGAUGGGAUGAGACGGGGUGCAUGGAACGUUCCUCCAGGUCAGCAAGGCUUUCCCACAGAGGAGGAUCUCCUUGAUAUUCCUUUCCCUCUUGAUGAAGACAGUCCACGAAGCGACGAAAAUUCAAAUCUACAAAGCUCCAGAUCUGAGGAUGUAAUUGCUUCAGAUGAAGAGGAUAAUGAGUCAUCGGAAGAAUCUGACCUGUCGCCCGAAGAGGAGAAUGUUGAACCGCCUAGCCCAUUCGAGUUCUCAGAGUAAUAGGUACCUACACUACUGUAUAUUGUUAUUAUUCACUUCGAAGGGAAUAUUCUAGUAUCCGUAGUAUAGAAUUAAUUUAAAAUUUUGUUGUUGUUUAUCGUUGUGUUGGUGUUGUCAUGUUCAAAUUCAAGAAUUAUAAUGGAAAAUGAAAAAAUAGAAAAAAAAAUAUAUAAUGAAAAAAAACGAAAAAAAAAUAGUUCUGUUUCGUUAAGUUUUAUAACUAUAUGUACGUUUAUAAGAUGAUAUUUUCUCAGGCUAAAGUUAUUCUUCUAGUUCUUAGUCGUGUACUUAACACGAGAAACAAUUGUAUUCGACUUUGCUUCAUAUAUAUAAUCGGAAAACGCUCGAAUUGAAUUUUUCGCAUGCAACGUUUUUAUUAGAUUUUGCUUGGUCUGCUUUGAAGACGAAAUUGUUGAGAAGGUAAUACAAUAAUCAAAAUAUUUUCGUUCGAUAUAUGUAUCGAAUUCUGCUUGUUUGGUCGCAUGUUGGCCUUGUUGAAACCUAGUUGGCAAAAUAUAUUUCUUGGAAUUUCGGAUAUAUACUAUGUCAGGUUGCAACUUAAAUUGUUUGAAAUAUCAUAUAUUGAGUUUCAAACACCCAAUUGAGGUUAUAAUAUCAUUGGUUCUCAAUAAAUGUUUGACGGAUCGAAGUAUUAAUAAUUUCGUCAUUAUUUUGUGGAUAUUUCAAUACUGUCCCUUGAAAAAAUCACUCGAAUAAUACACUUUUCAAAGUAUUUCAAAUCUUAUAUCUAAUCAUAAAUAAUUAUUUUCCAGCAUCAGUCUAAAAAUUUUUACUUUAUUCUACAAAGCUUUGAAUUGUGCGAUUAUCUAGUUUUUUUGCUUUCAAUUGGGUAGCAGUGCUCUUCUUUUUUUUGUGUUUCAUUUAAUUGUUCAGACGAAUUUAUGUACCUUGUAUAAUUAUCUGUAACUGAAAUAUUGCUUACUGAUACUAUGCUGUCUUUCGCCAUUUCCUUAGUUUUUUCUCAAUAAAGUUUUUUGAAUUAUCAUUCUUUUAUAUUUCAAAAUGAUGAAUUGACUCUUUAUUUCUGGAUUAUUAUUAUCGGGUAUUGUUCUAGUUCUGAAACAUAACUGAGAAGCAAUAUAUUUGAACACCCUGUAUGUAUUUGAAUAAAGCAGAUAAAAUUUUAUGCAGUGAAUUUAGGAUCAUAUCUGGUGAGAUUAAGGUCUUUUUUUCAAUCAACCAUGCUUUUAUCUAUCAUAAGAUGAAUGAUUGCCCACAUUCUUAUACCUACUAACUAAUAUAAUCUCUAGUAGGUAUACUCAAUAUUUCCGAACGUACAUAUUAAUGAUGAGAUGAAAACUGAAAAAGGCGGUAGAGGUGAAUGUCGAAAUUCACAAGACAUUCAGAAAAUCCCAUCGUCUUGCGCCUUUUUGAAUUUGAAGGAAACUUUCAAAACGAAACUUAUGGUUGGACCUUCAUACUCGCCAAAUCAAUCGUCAAGUUAAAUAGACUCGUCACAAUAUCAAAAUUAUAUAUUGUUAUUAAUAAGGAUGAUUUGAGAAAUACAGUAAUCGAAAUGAUUA